Messenger RNA from Lytechinus variegatus (green sea urchin), 972 nucleotides. RefSeq names its product acylpyruvase FAHD1, mitochondrial-like (gene fahd1). NCBI's taxonomy places the organism in Eukaryota, Metazoa, Echinodermata, Echinoidea, Temnopleuroida, Toxopneustidae. Gene Ontology annotation, cellular component: mitochondrion. The transcript is spliced from 3 exons. Gene Ontology annotation, molecular function: acetylpyruvate hydrolase activity. The record is from RefSeq and is a predicted model, not a curated record. The coding region runs from base 57 to 758 and encodes 233 amino acids.
GCUAGACUAUACGCGGUCACAUGUGUGCGAGAGGAGUUUUGUAAUCGCCAUCAAUAAUGCAAAGUCAGAGAGUUUUCAUGACAGCCAUCCGUAAAAUGUCUUCCAACAAAGAACCGCUGAGCAAUUUUGCAAACUUUGGCAAGAAGAUAGUUUGUAUUGGCAGAAAUUAUGCAGAGCAUGCAGCAGAGUUGGGUAAUAAGGUUCCUACCAAGCCUUUGAUCUUCUUAAAACCAACAUCAGCAUACCUUCAACAGGGACAAGGCUACAUCAAGCUACCUCCAAACUGUACAGAGAUACACCAUGAAGUAGAGCUUGGUGUCAUCAUCGGCAAAUCAGGUUGCAAUAUCCCAGAAUCCUCUGCCAUGGAGCAUGUUGGUGGGUACACCCUCGCCCUGGACAUGACUGAAAGGAAACUACAAAGUGACCUCAAGUCUAAAGGUCAUCCGUGGAGCCUGGCCAAAGGUUUUGAUACUUCCUGUCCGGUUGGUGGUUUCCUAGACUCUUCAGAGAUCAGUAAUGUUGAUGAUGUUAGGCUGUGGUUAAAGGUCAAUGGAGAAAUGAAACAGGAUGGGAAUACCAAAGACAUGAUAUUCCGUGUGCCAAGCUUACUGAGUUUCAUCAGUCAGUACAUGACGCUAGAGGUCGGUGACCUCGUACUGACCGGGACUCCCUCUGGUGUUGGACCAGUUACAAGCAAGGAUGUUAUUGUCGCAGGAAUUAACGAUGAUUUAUUACAGAUUGAGUUUGCUGUAGAAUGAUCAAUGUUCAAAGUUCUUAGUAGACUUCAAUCAUUUAGUAAUUGACAAUUUUUAUGCAAGAUUUGGUCACAAAUCAUAGUUUGGACCCAUUUCAUUUUUUAUUGCAAAUUCAGAAGUGCCUUUAACUAUUUGUUUUAUCAUCUUUUUAGGUAUCAGGUAUUUUGUAAGCUGUGCAAGUUGUUUUUACAAAUAUCAGUUCUAAGUUCAAUGUGUU